Messenger RNA from Aureobasidium musti, 1473 nucleotides. NCBI's taxonomy places the organism in Eukaryota, Fungi, Ascomycota, Dothideomycetes, Dothideales, Saccotheciaceae. The record is from the annotation of a GenBank genome assembly.
GUCGCCAUGACACGUCCAACAUUACCGCAACGGUUGUUGCAGGCAGUAUUGCUAUGCCUCUGCACGGCCUAUACCAAUGCUCUGACACUGGACACGACCAGUGCAGACUCAAUCAGAGAGGUUUCGUCACAAGUCGCAUACGGAUUGAUGAAGUGGUAUACUGGCAACAACACUGGAGAUGUACCGGGAAACUUGCCUGCGCCAUACUACUGGUGGGAGGCUGGCGCAAUGUUUGGAGAGAUGGUCGAAUAUUGGUACUACACUGGAGACACAACAUACAACGCCGAGGUCAAGCAAGCCCUGUUACACCAGGUUGGCGACAACAAUGACUACAUGCCGGCCAACCAGACAAAGAGCUUGCCANNGGGAAACGACGACCAAGUCUUCUGGGCAUUCGCCGCAAUGACCGCCGCUGAAGUCGGUUUCGAAAAUCCUCCGGAAGGUUCACCCUCAUGGCUAUCGCUAGCACAAGCUGUCUUCAACGAACAAACAGAAAGAUGGGACCCGGCAUCCUGCGGUGGUGGUCUUCGCUGGCAGAUCUACUCCUUCAACGUCGGAUACAACUACAAGAAUGCCAUCUCCAACGGAGGUCUUUUCCAUCUUGCUGCUCGCCUUGGUCGCUAUACCGGCAAUCAGACGUACAUCGACUGGGCCAACAAAGUCUGGGAUUGGUACGAGGACUCGGCUCUGUGGGACGCAAAAGACUUCAAAAUUCUCGACGGUGCAAGCACAACAACCAAUUGCUCUCAGGGCAGUCAAGAGCAAUGGUCUUAUACAUAUGGUGUAUUCCUGGCCGGUUUUGCCUACAUGUACAACCAUGUAUGUCUUCCUUCAUCUGGCUUUGUUGUGCGCAUUCAGCUAACCCUUGUACUUUGUAGNACCGAAAAUGAAGUCUGGCUUAACCGUAUCGACGGCAUGCUGAACACAACGACCGCCACCUUCUUCCCUGCAAACAUGGGUCCCAACAUCAUGGUCGAGACGACUUGCGAACCUCUUGGAAAUUGCAACAACGAUCAAAAAUCCUUUAAAGCCCAUCUCGCUCAGUGGAUGGCCCUUACCGCACAACUCGCUCCGAAAUACCACGACAGAAUUUUCAACCUUCUAGCGCCAUCUGCUAAAGGCGCUGCUGGGCAGUGCGAUGGCGGAACAGAUGGCGUGACCUGUGGCAAAAGGUGGAACAGCACCACCUGGGACGGCACCUACGGUGUAGGCGAGCAAAUGAGCGCUCUAGGCGUGAUUCAGACAAACAUGAUCAAUGUUGUGUCUCUGAAGCCGCCAUACACAUCAGUUUCUGGCGGUACCAGCAAGAGUAAUCCGAAUGCCGGUACUGGCUCGAGUGGGACGUCUUCUUCGAAUGGUCAGGCGAUCGUUUUGUCGUCCAUAACCACAGGUGACAGAGCCGGUGCUGGCGCCAUCACUGCUGUCAUUAUUCUCUUCACCCUGGGCGGAACAGCCUGGUUGCUGAUCGCUUAA